GGAUUGUUGAUCUAUGUAAAGCCGUCAGAGUAAUGGACUCUCUAUGAACAUGGUCGUCAAGUGUUUACCAAGUCUGAUAUAGCUACAUGUCUAGGCUUUAGUACAAUGGGUAACACACCAGAGAACGAGAAAGCAUUGCGCUACAUAGCUCAGCUAGACGAAGCACGCUGCAGUGGAAGAUGGCAAGAUAUUCCAGAGCUAUGUCGGAAAAUUGAAAAGCAUGCGCCUCACCGCCGAUGUUUAACUCUCACUGCGCGAUCCGAGGCGCAAAUUCAUGCACACAGCUCACAGAGACCUUCCACCGCUGCUUCCACGUCUUCGGCCGGCCUUUCGAACAUAAUACCGUCCCUGCUGAGUGCGAUUGAGGAAGAGGACCAUGCACAGGACUCGUUUCAGGCAACUGUGUGUUUAGGAUGGCUUCACUACGUUCUCAAUGAGCCUGGCCUUGCUGUCGCGAGGUUGCCAAAGGACUUUGCGCUCACUGCCAGUCAAAUGAAGAACAUUGGUCCACUCAGUGGCUGGACUAGGGUAUGCAUUGUGAAAGGUGCUUUCCUGAAAGGAUCCUCCCAAGAUAGAACAGGUCUAAUCGACGAAGCUAUCGAGACCUAUCGCUCCGUCAUCCCAUGGCUUUCGAGCCUAACCUCCAUCAGCAAUGAAUCGUCCCUGUUCAAGUCGUGGAUCGAGCGUUUACUCGUUCGGUUGUGCCAGCUCUCUGAUCUCUCCGUGAAAAGAGGUGAACCAGUGGAUGCAGAAGACGCUUUGUACGCCUACCGUUAUUGGGCUAAAUACUGGGAGAGCACAGGAAAAGGCGUAACAGGGGUAGACAUGGCUCCUCACCGUCGCUCGGCUUGGAAAGCAUACUAUGAUUCCCUCUCCGAGAUCCUACGUCAUAAUCUGCCUUACCAUCCUGAAAACACAACACAAAAUGCAACCACCGCCACCGAGCCAGAGGAAAAAUCCAUUCAACCACGCGAGAAGCUGCAGCAGCGAGCGGAGCUCAAGCGCGUCGAGGCUGUAUACGAAAGCUUGCUGCUGAAAGAAACACACUUCCCCAAGGCGAGUGAGAACAAUUCAGAGAUUGAAGCUUGGACAGAUUCAGUCAUGAACAAUUGGCUGUACAUGUGUGGCCCAACUUGGAGCGAUAGCGAUCUCGGAGAGGGCGGGAAAGAGGCCGUGGGCAGAGGUGUGCUUGACAUACUCUACCGUGCAGCUACAAAGACUUUCCAUUCCACGCAAGUCCUACGACAUUUGUUCACCGUUCACGCCUCACUUGCGGAGUUUGAUUUAGCAUUCAAGGCAUACGACUCUUACGUAGAGAUUAUCACCCGCGGUAAAGACCGUACUGAAAAGUCCGGGGAAGUUGAUGCUGGGCUUGACGACGAUAGCACGGUUCUCCGAACAUCAGCCGAAGCCAUCCGAGUACUUUGUCGUUUUGGUUCCCGGAAAGAAGCCGCCAAAGCUGUUGAGAUCGGCGCCCAGAUUGAACACUGGCUGGAACAAAUUCAAAAUAUUCGACCUUCAGGCCCUGAAACCGGUCCUGUGAGAUCGAUUGAGACGUUGGUUCUCCCGAAAGCCCUAUCGAUUGCAUAUAGCGCAAUUGGAAUCAGCCAAGCUCACUGGGCACAUCACACAUACGAAGCAGAUGCCCGGAGAGCUAUUCAGUCAAAGGCUGUCCAGUAUCUUCGCAAAUCGGUGGAGCCGAAAUUCGAGGAUCCACAUAACAUCGAAGCUUUGUAUGCCCUGACACUUGUACUCGCUGAGAUGAGAGAUGUUCCAGGUGCGAUAAAAGUCGCAAAGCGCGCACUUUCUUCGGCAACGAAGAACGAUUCCACACUGAGCGCCGACGGGGUGUUAUCAAACGGAUUGAAGACCGAGUAUGGCCGAGAGAGGAAAUUGAUUCCGAUGUGGCAUCUCCUCGCGCUACUAUUAACAGCCAGGUCUGAAUAUACUGCUGCUGAAAAGGCAUGCGAAGCGGCUUUUGAACAAUUUGGCGACCCAGCUUUACUCUUUGGAUCGGAAGAUGACAAUGCAAGCUACCGGAGCGAGCAUCUCAAUGAGUUGAGUGGCAAGAACACUCAGUCAUCCCCUCAGGGCAUUGUGGACCAAAUGACCAGUUUCGAGAAGACCGGAAUUUUGCAGAUCAAAAUGACUCAACUUGCCUUGGUAGAAGUAGUUGAGGGCGCAGGCGCCGCUGUGGAUGGCUGCGACGAACUUCUUGCUCUCUAUGCUCGACUGUUCGGAGAUCCAACCGCAGACCAAGCCCAACUUCAGCCUCCCCCUACGUCCGUUGCUCCACCAAAGAGUGCUGUUGGAACGAUUCGCAACAGCAUAUUCCGCACAAGAGGCUCCAUCAGGAACUCAUAUCCCGACAAGUCCACCCGAGACUCAUCGGCCACGACUCUCCGUCCGCCCACAGCGGCAGGUCAACCUGCUGCUGCGCCGGCUAUCCAAGUUACAGACGAGAGUGGCGCCGACCACGCAAAGCACCACGUUCACCUUCCACACUUGCCGCGUCAUCGACACGAAGACGAGAAAUCGGGGGUCACUCGUACUCCAAGCAAGCUCAAGAAAAGGAGUGCCAACAGUCUGCGUCGAAAAGCGGAUAGUGAAGCCGGAACAGCAUCUGAUGUUCCCGGUCUCCCAGAUGCAGCCAAUGGUUCAGCAUUUCGGAAUAGUAUCGGAUCUCGAGGCCGCCGCUCAUCGAAUGCUAGCUCUUUAAGGAAAUCGGUUGAUGGACAUGACAGACAACUGCGUUCUGUAGCCCACAAUCUGCCUAAUUCAUCAGAACCUCCACCAGUUGGUCAUGCGAAGCAGCCACCGAAGCAAGACGCAAGACUACCUGUUCCUUUCCCAGGAGCCGACUACAUCCCACCUUCUCCGCGUUUCUCGAAGUUGCAGAGCCGCAGACAUCGCGUGACGCUGUUGGUGGAUAUCUGGAUCUUCAUCUCAGAUCUGUAUCUGAAGGCAGAUAUGUUGGAAGAUUCCAAAGGGGCAGUCAAUGAAGCUUUCAAGCUUGUCGAAAGCUUCGAGGCGGAAGUCGCUCAAGAAGGCUCAAGUAGCAAAGCGUUUGCUGAUCGAGGGUGGGGUGGUGGUAAGAGUGUGGAAGAGCUCUGGGCUGAUUCUUUUGCAGCACGUGGACAACUAUUACUCGCACAAUCUCUCAAGCACGAAGCGCGUUCAGAGUUUGAGCGUGCCGUGAUGCAUUAUCCAGACCAUCCGCAAGCUAUCGUAGGGUUGUCAAAUAUCUUGCUCGAUAUUUACUGCCAAGCUGUCCCACUGGAGCCAACGCAAGUCUCAGAGGAGCUGGCAAUUUCGUCGUCGCCAUCUACGUCCCCUGCUACUGAGACUACCCCUUCAACCCAACAACAGCGCUUGAGUUCACAUACCCCGUCGGCAGAGAAUCAAAUCUCGCCUCCGGAACUAAAUCGUUUGGCUGCGCGUGAUCGUGCAUUUGGGCUACUCUCUACACUCACAAAGCUGGGAACUGGAUGGGAUUACUCAGAGGCCUGGUAUACACUGGCAAGAGCAUACGAGGAGAGCAACCAACUUGAUAAGACAAAGGAAGUCCUUUGGUGGUGCGUGGAGUUGGAAGACACACAUCCCGUGCGAAGCUGGAAAAAUGUCACCUUGGGUGGACUUGUACUGUAGAUUACGGGAUAGGAUGGCAGAACGAUACGUACAUAGGAUGUCGACGAUACCCUUUGAGAUCAUUAGCGAUCAUGGCGAAUAUUGUAAUAGAGCGACUACUGGAGAUUAGCCCGUUCGCAUCUCCAUCAGCAGAUUUUGCGAACGGUGACGUGCAUGGACCUCAGUUUCACCAGCAAAAUCAAUAGAAUCUUCAUAACCUUUUUUUGAGC
Molecule: messenger RNA, 3857 nt
Organism: Aaosphaeria arxii CBS 175.79
Lineage: Eukaryota; Fungi; Ascomycota; Dothideomycetes; Pleosporales
Exons: 5
Coding region: 106-3648 (1180 amino acids)
Molecular function (GO): protein binding
Source: RefSeq, a predicted model, not a curated record